This is a messenger RNA of Penicillium olsonii, 624 nucleotides long. The record is from the annotation of a GenBank genome assembly. NCBI's taxonomy places the organism in Eukaryota, Fungi, Ascomycota, Eurotiomycetes, Eurotiales, Aspergillaceae.
AUGUCCGACUCUUUCACAAGUUCCUCAUAUUAUUACAGUUCCACAACCGACGGCAACGACGGCAAGAGCACAACAGGACACCGGUACUCAACAACCUCUCACACACAAGGCGACGGCACGACCAUCGUGCGAACCGCACAGCAAGAGCUUGGCCAGCCAGCAGUGGUUGAAGAGCGACGUUACGACAGUACAGGUCAGGAGCAGCUCGCCCUCCCCGAACCAAGUACAUCUGCAGGAGGCAUUCGCCAGAUCACUGGCCUAGAGAGCGAUAUCGACGAUGAUUCCGCUCCGUCUAUCUUGGCUGGCGCUGGGGGUCCGGCGGCUCAACUCUUGGAUGGGGACGGGGAGGACGAUUCGUUUGAUCAUGUUUCUGCGCCGCUGGGGUCUAGGAUUUAUGACCCUAUGACCGGAGCCUACGUCGAACAUACUGAUUAUGAUGUUGGUGGAAUUACCCGCCGGAGCCAUGAAGCGAGGAAUGCUGCCGGGCGUCGGAUGAGGCGCCAUGUGGACUUUGACUCGGAUGGCUUGUCAUCAUCAGCGAGGGAGCACCGGGCUUUUGAGAAUCCUAGUACUGGAAGUCGACUGCGGAGGCAGUCGGAUAUGGAUGUCUCAGAUGUGCUUUAG